AUGCUGGAGUUGACUAACACUCGUCAAUGGAAGGAUGAACCUGUGGUCAACUACAUUGAUAGGUGGAGAAGUCUGAGUCUCAACUGCAAGGACAGGCUGUCUGAACCCUCUGCCAUAGAAAUGUGCAUUCGAGAAAUGCAUUGGAGCCUAAGUUACAUUUUGCAGGGUAUACGCCCAAACACAUUUGAAGAAUUAGCUACUCGUGCUCAUGACAUGGAGUUAAGCAUCACGGCCAAUGCAACUGAUGGGUUUCCUAUUCAAAUUUCGCGAGUACAGCCACCUCGGCAAAACAAUGAAAGACAAGAAAAUAGAAAAGGGGGCAAGCCUCCUUCAAGAUUCAAUAAUAAGGAGUCCAUGGCAAUAAACACAGCUCCCAUGAAAAUUGCUACCAAAGUGAGCCGAAAGAUCACUGAGAAAUUAGAUUCCUCCCAGAAUAGAUCAGUAAGAAGACCCACUUUAAAAGAGAUGCAAGAAAGGGAGUACCCUUUCCUUGAGUCCGACUUACAAGGAAUGUUUGAUGAUCUUUUCAAGAAGAAACUCCUUGAACUUCCCGACAUGAAGCGUCCGGAGGAAGCCGGUCAAGUCAAUGAUCCGAAUUACUGCUGUUAUCACCGCUUGAUUGGUCACCCUCUCACUAAAUGCUUUGUCUUUAAGGACAAAAUUAUGGAAUUAGCCCGCCAAGGAAAAAUCCUUCUUGAGGAGGAUAAAGCAUUGGCAAACCAAACAACAAUAAUGUUUGGAUCUGUGUGUUGCCCGAUAGAAGUUCUACCCACAUCAAGCAGUGCUCUGUCUGUACAAACGGAGUUUGAAAAAUCGUCAAUUGAAGAUGUUGUCGAAGAUGAUAAUGAAGGAUGGACUUUAGUCACUCGAAAGAGAACUUGCAAGCCAAGAAUAAAGAAGUACAUCUUUUCGAAAAGCAUCCAUUCGACAAAGCCAAAAGUAACGAUGAAACGACAAAAUGCAACAAAGAAACAAAAGAGAGUGGCCAUAAAACCAAUUCCUUCAGAUUUUCAGUGCUUUCAAGAGGUUCGGCAGCCCGUGACACUGAGAGAAUUUAUACCCAAGGGGUAUUUAAGUGACGAUACCGAUGAUUUCACUUCUUGUAAUGUCGUCAAAGCUGAAAAUCCUCAAGUCACACAAAUUGGCACUGAAUUUGAGAAAAAACUCAAAGUCGAUGAUAAACCACUGGUGGAUUGUGCAACGACCAUCAUUUUUGAUGAUGAUGAUUUAACUGUUGAGUUCAAGACCCACAAUCGACCUUUGUUUGUUAGUGCAUAUGUUCGAGAACAAAAGAUGAGUCGGGUACUCAUUGAUGGGGGAUCUGCUGUCAAUAUCAUGUCCGUACGUGCUAUGAAAGAGUUAGGAAUCUCAAGUGAUGAACUCUCCCAGAGCCGCCUCAUGAUCCAAGGAUUUAAUCAAGGGGGGCAAAGAGCAAUUGGCCUCAUAAGGCUUGAAUUGCUCAUUGGUAAGCUGUCUUCAAGUGCGUUAUUUCAUAUCAUUGAAGCCAAAACCUCUUAUAACAUGCUUUUGGGAAGGCCCUGGAUUCACGAGAAUGAAAUUAUACCAUCUACUCUGCAUCAAUGUUUCAAAUAUUGUCGAGACGGUAUUGUUAAGAAAGUUACUGCCGAUGACAAACCUUUCACGGAAGCCGAAACUCACUUUGCCGAUGUCAAAUUUUAUCUUCACAAAGAAGCAAAAAGAAAGGAAUCGGUAAGGGAAGAAAGUCAAGAUUCCAAAGUACCCAUUUUGCGGUAUACUCCAAGAUCAAAGAGAGAAGAAGGUCGGUCUUCUUUUAUCAGAAAUGACACAUUAAAUGUUUCGCUCACCAAGAUAGAGCCUGUUAAAAUUGAGAAGGUGAGCUUGCAAGGGUUUGUUCGUCCCAAAGAAGAACCGACAGUGGAACAUUACUCGCUACCAACUAAUCGGACUCAAGAAGGUUUUGAUCCAAACGCCUAUAGAUUUCUUGCUAAGGCGGGUUAUAACCCAAAUGAGAAGAAUACAUUGGGCAAACUCCCUCCUGAAGUGACUGGCGAGAGGAUUCACGGAUUGACACCUACGCAGAAAAUGUUGAAAGAAAGGGGCUAUAAUGUUGAAAGUUCAUCGAUGGGUCUUGGUUAUCAACCGCCCUCUCCUGUUCGUAUAAUGAUCAAAAGAGCGAGUUGUAACUAUGUGAACGAAGAACUGGAGGUCACAAGCCGAAAGAGAUCUGUGUUCGACCGAUCGGGAAAUAAGUCAAAACGUACUUCUGUGUUUGACAGACUUGGCCCGCAGCCGAAAAAUCUGAAGUCGCCCGUCUAUGAGAGAUUAGGCAGUAAGAAACAAGAGUACCAAGUUGUCAGGGAAGAAAGUCUUACUCCAAUAAAGAAGAACAGACCAAGAAAGCGAGUCUCCAAUUUCUUCAUGCACUACGGAGACUUAUUCAAUGUAAGAAUUGAAACCAUUUUUGAAGAACAUGGCCAAGAAAGUACGGCUUCCUGUCACCAUAUUACGAUCAGUGAUCUUGAAGAAGAAGAAGAAGAUGCAGAUGAUGCUCCCGCUGAACUUGAACAAGGGGUAAAAAAUACGGUCGAUGAGCUAAAAGAGAUUAACCUUGGCACAAGCGACGAUACUCGCCCAAUUUACAUAAGCUCUUGUAUGACUCCUGAAGAAGAAAAAGAGUAUGUUGAUUUGCUGCUCGAGUUCAAGGACGUCUUUGCCUGGAAUUACUCAGAAAUGCCUGGUUUGGAUCCAAGGGUCGCCGUUCAUAAUUUAUCCGUCAAGCGAGGAACAAAACCUGUCAAGCAAACGCAAAGGCGCUUUCGGCCCGAAUUGAUUCCUCUGAUAGAAAAUGAGAUAAAUCGAUUGAUUGAAACCGGAUUCAUACGAGAAGUAAAAUAUCCAACAUGGAUUUCAAGCAUCGUCCCUGUAAGGAAGAAGAAUGGGCAAAUUCUAGUUUGUGUUGACUUUCGAGACUUAAACGAGACUUGCCCCAAAGAUGAUUUUCCUCUUCCCAUCACAGAAUUGAUGGUAGAUGCUACAACCGGGCAUGAAGCACUAUCUUUUCUCGAUGGAUCGUCUGGCUACAAUCAAAUACGUAUGGCGCCUGAGGAUGAGGAGCUAACUGCUUUCCGCACCCCCAAGGGAAUUUAUUGCUAUAAAGUAAUGCCGUUUGGCUUGAAAAAUAUUGGAGCGACAUAUCAAAGGGCAAUGCAAAGAAUAUUUGAUGAUAUGCUCCAUAGAAAUGUGGAGUGCUACGUUGAUGACCUUGUGGUGAAAUCAAAGAAGCGAGAGGAUCAUAUUCAAAACCUUCGAAGAGUUUUCCAACGCCUUCGGAGAUACCAAUUAAAGAUGAAUCCUUUGAAGUGCGCAUUCGGAGUCACUUCUGGCAAAUUUCUUGGUUUCAUCGUUCAUCAACGGGGAAUAGAAGUCGAUCGAUCUAAAAUUGAUGCCAUUGUGAACAUGCCUGAACCGCGAAAUAUUCAUGAAUUGAAGAGCCUUCAAGGGAAGUUGGCAUAUAUCCGGAGGUUUAUCUCUAAUUUGGCCUGGCGAUGCCAACCCUUUAGUAGACUGAUGAAGAAAGGGGUACCCUUUGAGUGGGAUGAGUCGUGUAGGAAUGCUUUUACAAGCCUCAAAAUGUAUCUCAUGAAUCCCCCAGUGUUGGCUGCACCCAUCCCAGAAAAACCAUUGAUUCUUUAUAUUUUCGCUCAAGAACGGUCGGUUGGGGCCUUACUUGCUCAAGAAAAUGAUGAAGAAAUUAAAACAUUAUUUUCAAGCACACACUAUUCGACUCAUCGACUCAUAUCUAAGUCUAAUCUCAUUAAAUAUGUGAUGGCAAAACCUGUACUGUCUGAUCGGCUCGCGAGAUGGUACCUCCAGUUUCAACAAUUCGAAAUUAUUUACGUACCUGCGAAGGCUGUCAAAGGACAAAUAUUGGUAGACUUUUUAGCCGAUCAUCCCAUACCUGCCGAGUGGGAGUUGACUGAUGAGCUUCCCGAUGAAGAAGUGUUUAUGGUCGAAUCUCCAUGA
This is a messenger RNA of Coffea arabica (coffee), 4005 nucleotides long. The record is from RefSeq and is a predicted model, not a curated record. NCBI's taxonomy places the organism in Eukaryota, Viridiplantae, Streptophyta, Magnoliopsida, Gentianales, Rubiaceae.